Molecule: messenger RNA, 3575 nt
Organism: Linum tenue
Lineage: Eukaryota; Viridiplantae; Streptophyta; Magnoliopsida; Malpighiales; Linaceae
Source: the annotation of a GenBank genome assembly
CUGUAUUUUCCGCCAUGCCUGCCUCUGCUUGUUCCAAUCCACCAUCCCAUUCAACCUCGCCGCGGCACCGUAUCCCAAUCUCUAUCCUUUCGCGAAUCCCAAGACUUGGCUGCUUCUUCUUCUUCUUCCUCCUCCUCUUCCAUGGUCUCCAUUCCAUUUCCAGUUCCCAGUUCCUGAGUUCCAAGUAUUUAACCAUCAUCACUUUAUCUCUGCCUUUCACCCUGCUUUACGCCAUUGUUUCAGCGGCAGAGCAAAUCCAUUCACUCUCACCAAGUCUUGGGGUUCCUUUGAUUUCUCGCUAUUCGAUCCAUCCAUUUUCCCGUCUUUCCAGUUUCACGGGGUUUAGGGUUCAGUCAGCUGGAUCUUGGGUGUUAGCGGGUGAGUUCAGAUCAUCAUUCAGUUCGUAAUUCAGCGAUGAGAUAGGUUUGUAUGUUUGAUUUCUCAAUUCUCACAUGCCCAUUUGUUCAAUCAGCCAACUUCAUCUUCAAUUUCCAAGCUUUCGAGUUGAUGAACAUUGCCAUUAAGACCAAUUUCAGCUUAUUGAUGUUUUGAGGCUGUGCCUGAAUUAGAAGGGUAUCUGAAAGUUAUCAAAUUCGGUCUUUAGGUUUGCCAUCGAUUUGAACCCUUUUGAUUAUAGCCCCCAGUGUUGAGCUGGUUGCCCGUUUGAAAGUAUCCCUGAGGUUGAUAUAGCGAUCAAACAAUUCCCAGAAAGGAAGCUUUUUGAGCUUUAGGAAUGGAUAUAAGCAAUGAAGCCACUGUUGAUCAUUUUCCAAUUGGACCAUCGUCCAUCCUUGGUAGGACCAUUGCCUUCCGUGUUCUGUUUUGCAAGUCAAUAGCUAGCUUGAGGCAUCAAAUUUUCCAUACCUUGUUGAAAUACAUCUAUAGAUUUAGGGACUUUCUGGGGCCCAUGUUGUCGUGGUUGCAUCCGAAGAACCCGCAGUGGAUACUGGCUAUGGUGACAAUCAUAGCAUUUCUGUUGAAGCGAUAUGCGAAUGUGAAAACGAGGGCCGAGAUGGCCUAUCGGAGGAAGUUCUGGAGGAAUAUGAUGAGAGCUGCUUUGACACAUGAGGAGUGGGCUCAUGCUGCCAAGAUGCUCGAUAAAGAGACCCCAAAGCUAAAUGAAUCAGACUUCUAUGAUGAAGAAUUGGUACGGAACAAGCUUCAAGAACUGCUCCACCGUCGUCAGGAGGGAUCAUUGAGGGAUAUCAUGUUCUUCAUGAGAGCUGAUCUCAUAAGGAACCUGGGCAACAUGUGCAAUCCGGAGCUUCACAAGGGCAGGCUUCAUGUUCCCAGGCUCAUAAAGGACUAUAUAGAUGAGGUAUCGACUCAGUUGAGGAUGGUUUGUGACUCGGACUCUGAGGAACUCUCUCUUGAAGAAAAGCUAUCUUUUAUGCAUGAAACCAGGCAUGCGUUUGGAAGGACAGCUUUGCUUCUGAGUGGAGGUGCUGGCCUUGGAGCCUUCCAUGCGGGUGUUGUCAAAACCCUGGUGGAACAUAAGCUUUUGCCACGUAUAAUUGCUGGUUCGAGUGUGGGAUCGAUUAUGUGUUCGGUGGUGGCCACUAGGUCCUGGCCAGAGCUGCAAAGCUUCUUUGAGGAUUCCUUGCAGUCUUUGCAGUUCUUUGAUCAGUUGGGUGGGAUUUUUUCCAUUGUGAAGAGAGUCAUGAUACAAGGAGCUGUGCAUGAUAUCCGGCAGUUGCAAUGGAUGUUGAGGAAUUUGACAAGUAACCUGACAUUUCAGGAAGCUUUUGAUAUGACAGGUCGAAUUCUCGGGAUUACAGUUUGCUCCCCAAGGAAGCAUGAACCCCCAAGAUGCCUCAAUUACCUAACGUCCCCUCAUGUUGUGAUAUGGAGUGCUGUAACGGCUUCUUGUGCUUUUCCUGGACUCUUUGAAGCCCAGGAAUUGAUGGCAAAGGACAGGAGUGGAGAAAUUGUUCCAUAUCACCCACCAUUUAAUCUUGAUCCAGACGAAAAGUCGGGCUCAUCUGCUCGUCGAUGGAGGGAUGGUAGUUUAGAGAUUGAUUUACCAAUGAUGCAGUUGAAGGAGCUCUUCAAUGUUAAUCAUUUUAUUGUGAGUCAGGCGAACCCUCAUAUUGCACCAUUAUUGAGAAUGAAGGAAAUCGUUCGAGCUUAUGGGGGCAACUUUGCAGCCAAGCUUGCUCAUCUUACUGAGAUGGAGGUGAAACAUAGAUGCAAUCAGGUACUGGAACUUGGCUUUCCGUUGGGAGGCCUUGCCAAGCUCUUUGCUCAAGAUUGGGAGGGUGAUGUCACUGUCGUUAUGCCAGCAACACUUGCUCAGUACUCGAAAAUCAUACAAAAUCCAACACAUGUGGAGCUACAGAAGGCAGUCAACCAAGGGAGAAGGGGAACAUGGGAGAAGCUUUCCGCCAUAAAAGCCAACUGCGGCAUUGAGCUUGCACUUGAUGAAUGCGUCGCUAUUCUCAACCACAUGCGCCGGCUCAAACGGAGCGCCCAGAGAGCUGCUGCUGCUUCUCAUGGUCUCCCCACCAACGCAGCUGGCAACAACACCACAGUCAAGUUCAGCGCCUCAAGAAGGAUCCCCUCAUGGAACUGCAUUGCUCGUGAGAAUUCCACAGGGUCACUCGAGGACUUCCUGACAGAUGUUGCUGCCUCCUCGUCCCAACAAUCUGCCAGCGGAGGAAGAAAGCAUCGGGAAGGAAGCGACAGCGAGUCUGAGAGCAAUAACGACGUGCAUUCCUGGACAAGAUCCGGUGGGCCACUGAUGAGAACUUAUUCUGCGAACUUGUUCGUGGAUUUCGUCCAGAAUCUCGACGCUGAUUCUGAGAUGGGCCGAGGAUUGAUGGCGGGGUACCCCAACUCCCCAGGAGCUCAGGUCGGAAUGAGGGAGCCUUACACUAACCAUACCUCCCCCAACUCCCCAGGGGCACAGGUUGGAAUGAGAGAUCCUUACAAUAACCUGACUUCCCCCAGGGACACAUCGUCAACUAGUGGUUCGAGCAUAACUGUAACUGAAGGUGACCUCUUACAGCCUGAAAGGAUCCAUAAUGGUUUCGUGUUGAAUGUGGUCAAGAAAGAAGACUUGGAAACGCUGUGUCAAAGGCCUCAUCGUUUGGAAACCUGUGGCACUGACGUUCCUGAGACUGUUAUGCUUGACUGUCCAGAGAAAGAUACGGAUGCCAGCUCAGCAUCAGACUAUGCUUCUGAUAAUGAUGACAAUGGUAUUAGUCCGGCAGAUGAUGAAGCUUCACCGUCAACUGCUGAUGUUGAUGAAUCUAGUGUCCCUGCACAGAGCCGAGAUUUGGAUGAUGCCUAGGUUUUGAACGGAGAUUAGAUGAAACCUUGGAAUCUGAUUCUUCUAGUUGUCUGGAAAUUGCAGCAAACAGGGAUAGGUUGAUACAUUCUUAGAUUCAGCUUGAUAGGCUUCUAUGCAUGCUUGGCAUUGCCAAAUCUAUUGGCUCUACAUGGAGUUGAUUGUAAAUUGUUUGAUAUAAUAUUAGCAUAUGAUUCCCAACAUACUUUCGAAGCGGUUCAGUGGAAUGGAAAUAAAGAAGCUGUGGAAUGAAAAUGAAAAAUAAAGAUUACUUGAAGCAUUCAUA